This is a messenger RNA of Ceratitis capitata (Mediterranean fruit fly), 318 nucleotides long. RefSeq names its product putative glycine-rich cell wall structural protein 1. The record is from RefSeq and is a predicted model, not a curated record. Lineage: Eukaryota; Metazoa; Arthropoda; Insecta; Diptera; Tephritidae. Bases 1 to 318 code for a protein of 105 amino acids. The transcript has a single exon.
AUGAAGUUUUUACUGUGCCUAAACAUCUUUCUCGCUUGCUUCUUACUGUGUCCAGCGCAGUAUGGCGGCGGAGGAGGCGGAGGAGGCGGUGGCGGUGGUACUGGCGGCUAUGGUUACGGUGGCUAUGGUCCGAAUGGACCUUAUGGCGGAUCAGGCGGAAAUGGUGGUUUCGGUUACUAUGGACCUGCUGGUAGUGGCGGCGGCAGCAGUGGUAAUGGUUAUGGUGGCCCAUUUACCGUAGGCGGUGUUAUGGGUGCUGGCGGUGGUGGUGGUGAUGAAAAUGGCGCCGGUGGUGGUUAUGGUUACUCCUUUGGUUAA